GCAGCUUGACACUGCAGCCACGUGGAAUCAGCAGGACAGCGGCAAGAAAAUGUCUGACAUGGGAACAGAAGAGAUCCAAGACAAGUCUCAACCAGAAGAUGUUGAGACAGUCCCCAUUAUAAGAGAAGUUUCUGAUCUCCCAAGUAAGAGUGACGUCUCCGAUCCUGUUCAGGAGCUGUGUGAUCAAGAACAACUCAACACUGAUGCCAUUGUUGCAGAUGCAGUGAAACCUGAUUAUGAUGAAAGUGAACAAGCUCUUGCUCUAAGAGAGGAAGGGUGUCAUGUUGAAGAGUUUGGAGGAACCAACAGCAGCCUGUUGGAAAAUGAAAACUAUGAAGGGGAUCAUUUCAACAAUCGAACAACUUCAGCCGAUGGUAUUAGAGCAUCUAAUGGAAAACUGACAUGUGAUAUCUGUGGACUGUCAUGUGUUGGGCCAAAUGUCCUCAUGGUACACAAGCGAAGCCACACUGGUGAGCGUCCAUUCCAUUGUAAUCAGUGUGGAGCAUCCUUUACUCAGAAGGGCAAUCUUCUACGCCAUAUAAAACUUCAUACUGGCGAGAAGCCCUUCAAAUGUCACCUUUGCAAUUACGCCUGUCGACGCAGAGAUGCUCUGUCAGGUCACCUGCGUACACAUUCCAUUGAUAAGCCUUACAAGUGUAGCUUCUGUGGACGAAGCUAUAAGCAACGCAGUUCCCUCGAAGAGCACAAGGAUCGUUGUCACAGUUAUCUGGAAAGUGCGGGUCUCUGCACACCAGAGACUGACGAAGUUCGACAGCACAGCCUGAAGGCAGAAAUGGGAUCCGAGAGAGCUCUUGUCCUGGACAGACUCGCUAGCAAUGUUGCCAAACGGAAAAGCUCAAUGCCUCAAAAAUUCAUUGGUGAGAAGCAGUAUUGUCUGGGCUACCCUGACCUGCAGUACAAUUCAACCUCAUCUUAUGACAAGGAGGGUGAAAUGAUGCAGACUCGUUUCAUGGACCAGGCUAUCAACAAUGCAAUCUCGUACUUGGGGGCAGAAUCAUUGCGACCCCUCGUCCAGACAGCCCCUGCUCCCACCUCAGAAAUGGUGUCUGUCAUCAGCAGCCUCUACCCACUGUCUCUCACACGCUCUGAUGCCCCAAAUGGUCACGUGCGAGAAGCAGCCACAGAGAACAGUGGCUCCCAAUUGAAAACAAAGACCUCUGAAAGAGGGGUGUCACCCAGCAACAGUUGCCAGGACUCCACAGACACAGAGAGCAACCACGAGGAGCGACAGAGUCAGGCCUACCUACAGCAUCAGAUGAUUGCACCCCGAGUCAGAAAUGGGGUCCCUACCAUCAAAGAGAGCCCAAAACCAUUUGACAUCAUGAAAACAACAGGGGGAUUGGGCCGCGAGAUGUUUAAGGUGAUUACUAAUGAGGGUGAACAGGUCAGAGUCUUCAAAUGUGACCACUGUCGAGUGCUGUACCUGGAUUAUGUGAUGUUCACUAUACACAUGGGCUGCCAUGGUUUUCGUGACCCUUUUGAAUGUAAUGUGUGUGGGUAUCGCAGCCAGGACAGAUAUGAGUUCUCCUCUCAUAUAGCCAGAGGGGAGCAUCGUUACUGCAGAAAAUGAGCUGCAGAGAUCAGAUUCUAUCCAGGACCAGACAGAACAAAAAAAUUUUAGACCUCAUGCUUUGCUUUCAUACUUAAUGCUGUGUUUCUGUGCCUUUGUGUGCACUCAUCUGAAAUCUAUGCACCUGCGACCAGGUAAAGGGCAUUUUAUUGAGCAUUACGUUGUAGCUGUAAUGAACUCACCAAAUAACAUUUAAGCAACAAUGCUGACUGUGGAGAGACUGUAAAAUAUUAUCCAGACACAAGCUGAUUGGAUCUGAACAGUGUACAAAAUGCCUUCUGAAAGAACAGUGAAGUUAACUAACCAGACCUGUUGAUAUUGUGAGAGAGUCUGGCAAGACAGAGGCAUUAGAUUGAGAUGCCAUCCCAUUGUAAGUCAACUGAAAGACAAUGAGGUCUCACCGUUAAAAUUGUGAGCAGUUCACUUAAUUGAUUCACAAGGUCCUUAAUCAAGAUCUGCCUGUGUCCCUGUAACAGUAUGUAAUUUGUUCUUUCUUGAAACUAGUGUAAUUCUGACCUUGAUGGUGUCAAAAACCUCUCUGCCAUGCCAGUUGCCAUAUAACUCAGUCAUCCCUGAAACAGGUAUGUUUUUCAUAGCUCUGUAAACUCAAUCUUCUGGUUUCUACCAAAUUGUUACAAAUGUGAAUACCAGAGAUUUCUGAUAUUCAGAACUCAGACCUGAUGAGAGCUUCUUCCAGUGUCACCUGCUACUCAAACACUUGCUGCAGAUCAGAGAAGGAUAAUCUCAGAACUACCCUUUAAAAUGAUGAGUGUCAUUGAAAUGCUAAUUGCAAAGAAGAGUGUCAUUCAAUUCUGUCCAAUGUGGAAGGGAAGGACACCUCAGAUGGAGUAAAUGGAUUGUGCACUGGAGUGAAUUCAGGCAUCGUAUCCAGUCAAUCAAUGGAACAAGCGUGCAGAAAAAUAUCAAACCUCAAGCAGCCACUUUAUGAUUGCUUUUCUUGUUGCAUUCUUUUUGCUUAUGUAAAUUGCUUACACCUUUUUAACUCUGUUUUGUAUCUGUAAUAGUGGAGUCUGUAAUAGUGGAACAGAACAAAACAGUAAGCUCACAGGUGCUUGUUGCAAUCAGCACCUUGUCAAGUUUGACUUGUUCCCUUAGUGUUUUGGCUAAACUAGCAUUAGAAUAGCUCCAUGCACUGUGUGUGUAUCCAACAUGGACACUCAUUACUCCUUUCUUUAACAAUAUGAGAAAAUCAUUCAUGUAGGAAAUUCAUGUAAUGGUGUUGUUCAGAAUUUUUAGAAGAUUUAGGAUCUCAACUUCAAUAGGCAUCACUAGAAUCUUAUUCUUUACAUUCUUAGAGCCUCAUUUUAAUUUUUGUGUUUGUUUUAUGAUUUUCAGCAUUAUAACUUUUACAGAUACUGCUGUAAGAUACUAUGUGUAGUAUUUGAGCAGCAUGUCUCAGUGUUGCAGGAAAGAUAAGAGUCUCAGAUCUCAGCGUGUACUGGCAAAGCACUUUUAUUUCCCAUUUCUACACAAGUAAUUAAGAAAUGCAGAAAGUGUUCUGAGUUGCACACAGCCACAGGGUUCAAGAGUCGCAGUCUAAUCAGUGCACAUUAACAAACACUUUCAGCUAAUAACUGUAUCUGAGCAGUGACACUCUGCAGGACGCAGUGUAGCUAGUGUGCCACAUGUGUGGGCUGACAAAAGGCCCUCAGGUUGCAUAUGAACCCAAAUAUUCCUUUUGUUAAUGUAAAAUUCAAUAUAACACUAGGAAUGGCUUCAUCAGUGUUUUGUGGCCUGCUAUUGGGCAAUCUAGCAUGUAUUUACUUUGAUUCUGUUACCAUUCCACUUGGAUUAUUUCUGGUUUUUUCUUUUGCUCUUGCCUUAUCCAUUUAACUUUUACACAGCUAAUCUUGCAUCUCAUUUCAGUGCUGCCAUUACACAGCCUAAACCCUACUGUCAUCCCAGAGAACCCAAGUUAGACUGUGGUGUUUCUGAAUCUGACAAGUUUUGCUGAAUUCAUCCAGUUACAUUGUUAGUGGGGAGUAUACAAGAAUCCUGAAGCUAUUAAUCUUACUUUCACCAACACACUUACAUUAAAAUUGACUGAGGAAACAUGCAAUCAAAACCUGUAAAGAUUAGGAGCUUUAAGUGUUGUAAAUUUUGAAAACACAUUGCUUUAUUCUGUACUAUUGCUCAUGUCAAUUACACAUCCAUCUUAUUUUUUAUACAGACCUAACAGUCUGUGCAAUCAGAGUGCAGUGAUAUAGGUUUCCAAGAGCCUAGCCUGUGUGCUCUGCAAUGUAAAUAUGUCUUACUGAUACAGUUCAUUUAUACAUGUACAUCUCACAAGCAGCAUCAUCCAUUACAGCUUGUUCUACAGCUUCUAUGGUGUCUUCAAACCACUAAUUUUAUUGUAGGCAUUAUUGUCUAUAGAAAAGUAUCAGUACAUCUUUAUAACGAAAAAAAACAAAACUCUGAAGCUGCAUUGCAUUUCUAGUAUCCGAGAAAGGAAAAGUCGAGUUGAUAUUUCAGGAGGAGUGUUCUAAUUAAUAGCUUAAAUUCAAGACUCAAACUUGGCUCUUUAUUUCAGAGGGUGAUGGGCAUGCUGUGUUUAUUUUGUUACUCUGACUUUGAAGGAUUUCUCAACUUUGAGCACACUCUAUUUUAUCUGUGCCACAAAUUGGAGCUUGUCUACAGAGAGCUUCGUUCUCAGAAGUAUUUUUACUGCAGAUUCAAUCCACUCUGUUAUCUUUGAAACUGACUGCUUUUUCAGUGGAGGGAUACCAGAUGUAAAAGGCAAAUAGAGAGAACAGGUAGACAGCCUUCUGUAUGGCCCAGCACUUUGCAGAGAUUGAGGGCAGCUUCCAUUGUCAGGCAGUAAUUGAGACAGCAGGUUGAGCGAUCAUUGACCCAUAUCUGAGCAAGACCCGCGGGAACGGUCUGUGAAAACAGGAAAGCAGAUUCACUGUGCUGUCUGAAAUGACCAGCUGUUGCUGUAUUAACACCCAAAAUAAAUAUACUUCUACUGUGAAUGUAAAUGUGAAACAUUUUUAUAUUUCCUGCUUCAUUAGAUUUUACACUAGAUUGACACCGUAAAAUUAUUUCCAAACAAACAAUUUUUGAUUUUAUACAGUUUGUUUUUUUUAACAAUUUAGCACUGCUUUGUUUUUGAAUAAUGCAAUUCCUCAUACUUGGAACCAAUUAUGUAAAUUUUCAAUAAUUCACUUUCAUUAGAAGUAAAUCAAUUCUAAUAGGUUUUGUUUCUCCGAACAUAAAGGUUCCAAGCGAUGACCUUGGUGUCUGAAGGAGCAGAGAAACAAGAUCAGGUUUCCAUUUUGGCUUGUUAAACUCACUGACAAUGGAAAACCAGUGAAAACCAUGUUUUUUAGAACAUGUGGACUUUGGUAAUGUUUAUCCCAUCACUUAUGACGGAGCUGUUGAGAAAGAGCCUGCCGAGAACAGACAAGAUCCCAAGGGGCCAGCACCAGACCUGCUGGCCUUGUGUCAACUCCAUACUCAAAAUAAGCGACACUCUUUUAUGUGUGACCCAGUCCUGCCCCACAGCCUGUAGAUAGUUGCAUCAGUUAAUAAUUUUCAAAAAAUCUUUACAAAGCAUCGCCUUUAAACAUCGCAAACCCAGUAUGUUGCUGGAUGCAGAGAAACAGCAUUUGAACAUAACUCAUUUAAGGGUGUUGGGUAUGAAUGCAUUCAAUAUAAUAGUUGCAGGAGACCACUUACAGGAGGCUUCUUACACUAUCCGAAUUUAUAAUAUAGCAGCAAGAAACUGCCUCAGUGUUCACCUGGGUGGAAUUAUUCCUGAGAUGUGGGAUUCCGCACAGCUUGAUCCUAUCACAACAUUUAUGGACCCAAGACUCCAAAAUGAAAUUUCAUACUUCUUGCUUGCCAUUCUCCACAUCAUGUCCCAAAACAGAAUGGUGGCCAUGAGCGGUGUUAGGGUUUGAAUUGUCUGAACUUUGUGACUGAACAAAUGGCUCAUAGUCUCACCUUUGUAACCAAAGCAACAGCAUACAUCUCUCUGUUAGAGCCAGACAGAAAAAAUCCAGCCAGUACUCUGUAGAAAUUAUCAAGUAGUUUUUAAUGUUUUUAUGGAGGAGCCAUGACACCGUGGUAAUAUCAUUAAAUUAGUAGUCCAGAAGUCCACGGUGGGGCAAAAUUUGAAAUCCCAACAUCCGGGCUGGUGGAAUUUAAAUUCAAUUAAGUUUUUAAAAUCUAGGAAUGGAAGCUAGUUUCAGUAACCAUGACCAUGAAACUAUCAUCGAUUGUUGGAAAACCCAUCUGGGUCACUGUUUCAGGGAAGGAAAUCUGCCAACCUUACCUGGUCUGACCCUACGCGUGACUCCAGACCCACAGCAAUGUACUUGAUUCUUAACUGACCCCUGAAAUAGACUAGAGAGCUGAUCAGUUCAAGGGCAAGUAGGAACGGGCCAAAAAUACUGCAGCCACAUUCAGCAGCACCUAUAAUCCCCUGAAAGAAUAUAUUAAAGGAAGCUUUAUGUACUGCAGGUCACCCACUCACAAAGGGAUGGAGGAGUCUCAGGACAGCUCUUGUGAACCUGAAAGUGGCAGAGUUUCACUUUAAUGUCAACUAUCAAUAGAGGUUUGGUAUUUUGGAUUGUUCUAUCAGUGGUAACCAUGGCACAGUGUGAGGCACUCUCAACACCCCCCCCCCCCUCCAACCCCCGCAUCUGAAAGUUGUAAGUGCCUUUUCCUAUUCAUAUGCUUGAGCUUAACUAUCAAGGUUGAAACUGAAGUGCAGUACUGAGAUGUGAUGCCAUCUUUCAAAGGAGCCAUUAAACCCAGCAUCCAUCUGCUCAGUUGAACCUAAAAGAUCCCAUGGUUUUAUAUUGAAGUUGCCUGUCCAACAUUGAUCUCUCAAACAAUAUCAAUAAACAAAAUAACAAGUUACGUGCUCUUGAGCACCUUGGUGUUUAUGGGAUUUUGCCACACAUAAAUUGGCUGCUACAAUACCUACUCUUCAAAAAUAGUUCAUUGGCUGUUAAGCACAUUGUCACGUUGAGAUUGUGAAAGGCAUUAUACAAAUGCAAAACUUUCUAUUUUGAAUCAUGUUCUUUUGUA
Messenger RNA from Stegostoma tigrinum, 6649 nucleotides. Its product is annotated as zinc finger protein Aiolos-like. The record is from RefSeq and is a predicted model, not a curated record. Gene Ontology annotation, molecular function: RNA polymerase II cis-regulatory region sequence-specific DNA binding; DNA-binding transcription factor activity. Gene Ontology annotation, biological process: regulation of transcription by RNA polymerase II. NCBI's taxonomy places the organism in Eukaryota, Metazoa, Chordata, Chondrichthyes, Orectolobiformes, Stegostomatidae. The transcript is spliced from 8 exons. Bases 50 to 1591 code for a protein of 513 amino acids.